Messenger RNA from Pyrus x bretschneideri (Chinese white pear), 1930 nucleotides. Its product is annotated as E3 ubiquitin-protein ligase At1g12760. NCBI's taxonomy places the organism in Eukaryota, Viridiplantae, Streptophyta, Magnoliopsida, Rosales, Rosaceae. The coding region runs from base 319 to 1476 and encodes 385 amino acids. The record is from RefSeq and is a predicted model, not a curated record. The transcript has 5 exons.
GAGUUAAACUGUAAAUACCAGACGAAACGUGUACGGUAUGGUCAAAUCAAUUUUACCAAGCACUGGUCAAAUAAACCAAGAAAACGGAGUUAAAAUUCCAAAGCCGUGUCCGUAUUCGAACGACGUUAUCGUCAUCGUUGGCGUUUGUCUUGUCUCCAUCAUCGUUCUCACCGCCAUAGAACGAUCAGAGCUCCCGCUCAAAACGCACCGUUUCGGAGAUCCGCAUGGGUUGAGCCGAUUCAACUCACCGAGUCAGGGCAUUCCAUUCGACGACCUCGCAAGAAACUGAACAUCCCCAAAUUCUGAUUCGAAACCGAAAUGGCCUCGCCAAACCGAUCUGCGGAGAACAUCGUCGACACGACGCCGUUGUUGACCAACUCGGGCUGGUCGUCUGACGAUUCGAACUCGGGGCGCCAGCGAUUGGUGCGCCGACAGAGCCUGCAGCAGGCCGCGCGGUUUCUUCGCCAGGCCAGCAGCCGCCGCCUCAUGCGCGAGCCGUCGAUGCUGGUCCGCGAGACCGCGGCAGAGCAAUUGGAGGAGAGGCAGAGUGAUUGGGCGUACUCCAAGCCGGUGGUGGUUCUCGACAUCAUCUGGAACUUCGCCUUCGUCGUCGUGGCGCUGACGGUCCUGGUUCUGAGCCGGGACGAAUUGCCGAAUGUGCCCCUGAGACUGUGGAUCGUGGGGUACGCUGUGCAGUGCGUUGUGCAUAUGGUUUGUGUUUGCGUCGAGUUUCGGAGGCGGCAGUCCCGGCAGAGAAGCCGGUUUUCGGGGGUGAAUUCUGCGGAGGAAGGGGUGGGGAGUGUUGGGAAUUUGGGUUCUGGGUCGAGAGAGGGGGAUUUGUCAUCGCAGUACGUGUCGUUGGCUGAUCAUAUGACUGAGGAGGGUACCAGCGUUGCUAAACACCUGGAAUCUGCAAAUACAAUGUUUUCGUUUAUCUGGUGGAUCAUUGGGUUCUAUUGGGUAUCGGCAGGUGGUCAAUCUUUAGCAAACGCCUCCCCGCAGCUUUACUGGCUAUGUAUAAUCUUCCUGGGUUUUGAUGUGUUUUUUGUCGUUUUCUGUGUUGCGCUGGCAUGCAUCAUUGGUAUCGCGGUUUGUUGCUGUCUUCCCUGCAUUAUUGCACUUUUAUAUGCUGUCGCAGAUCAGCAGGAUGGAGCAUCUAAGGAAGACAUCGAGCAGCUUCCAAAAUUCAAAUUCGGAAAAGUUGGUAAUGAGAAAGUUGCCGGCGAUGGACAAGGUGGAGGAGUAAUGACUGAAUGUGGUACAGAUUCACCCAUUGAACAUGUUCUUUCUCAGGAGGAUGCGGAGUGCUGCAUCUGCCUUUCUUCUUAUGACGAUGGAGUGGAACUGAGGCAACUUCCUUGUGGCCACCAUUUUCACUGUUCCUGCAUUGACAAGUGGCUUUUUAUCAACGCUACCUGUCCUCUCUGCAAGUACAAUAUCUUGAAGAGUAGCAGCCAGGAUCAAGGGGAAGUUUAAAAUUCUUCUCGUCAUAGACUUAUGCUUGGGCACGCUGCAGAAUUACAUACAAAUUCGUGCUCCAGACUUGAGUGUAAUCAUAUGCAAAGCUUGGCACUGAACUCAAAAGCAGGCUUUAGACGUCCUGCUGGAGGGUAACCAAAUGCAAAGCUUCGCCCUCGACACACUGCAGGUCUUCUAUAUUGUCAUUGUUGAUGUUGUUUGCUGUUGUAGAGUAGGCAUAGCAGUUGUCAUUGAUCUUGUCGGCGUAGUAGUGACUAUGACAACAGCACAUCGUUUUCGUUGUUGCCCUGGCGUUCUUAAGGUGCCUUCUGUACAUGGGUGUUGCCAGGGCAUUUACACGGUAAAUUAUAUAUAUAUAUAUAUAUAAACAAACUGCUUUCGAAAGAAAGUUCACUUGAUUGUGUAGAAAUGUGUUAUCACAAGUUAGUAAGAUUAUUUACUGACCGGACCA